Messenger RNA from Erythranthe guttata (spotted monkey flower), 687 nucleotides. Its product is annotated as auxin-responsive protein SAUR21. Lineage: Eukaryota; Viridiplantae; Streptophyta; Magnoliopsida; Lamiales; Phrymaceae. The record is from RefSeq and is a predicted model, not a curated record. Gene Ontology annotation, biological process: response to auxin.
UGUUGUUCGUUUGAAUUCAUUAUGAUUUCUGAAAGACAAAUGCAUGUGAUUCCAUAUGCGUAUGUUUUUUUUGAGUUUCGUAGAGCACCACAUAUCCAUUUGCUACCUUGACCUGUACUCUUAUCUAGAUUUUCUCAAUUAUAUACAAUCUAUAGUUCACCUAUAUAUAUACAACACCAUUUCUUGAUUACAACCAACAACAAUUCUUCAAAAUACUUCAGCUUUUACUCACUUCAAAUACUUCUUAAAAGGGUUUUUGUUUUUCACCUCAGCUAAGCAAUAUUCACUUUACAGAAAGAUGGCAAUCCGCCAAAUUUUGAGACGAUCUUUAUCGAGCGAAAGAAGAUCGGUUGAAGUUCCAAAGGGGCAUUUAGCUGUUUAUGUCGGGCAAAAUGAGAAGAAGCGUUUUGUUAUUCCAUUAUCGUAUUUGAACCACCCUUCAUUUCAAGAACUGCUAUCUCAUGCCGAAGAAGAAUUUGGAUUCCAUCAUCCAAUGGGAGGCUUAACCAUUCCUUGCAGCGAAGAUCUAUUCGUUGAUCUUACAUCUCGUUUGAGCAGAACAUGAUUGUAUACACGUAUAGAUAUGUUUAGGAAUAUCACAGUUUUGUAAAGAUUAGUGUUUCUAUAAGAAAGAUUCUUAUUCUUGAUUCAUAUCCUUCAUACACAAAUACAUGAUAGUUUUAUAUA